AUGGUCCGCGCCGGUGUCUUUCCAUCCUCCCCCCUCCGACACAACCACGCCUUCUCAACCCGUACCCUCCACCUCUUCCACGACCUAUUCUGUCGGUGCCCCCGACUUUCCAUCCAACCCUUCAUCAAGUCCCUCUGCGAUGUUCAGGGCCUUCCGUUCAAACCUUAUCUUAUGCAACAAUUCUCCUCCGCCUAUGAUGCAUACCUGGAGGUGAGGUCUCGAAUCCGAAAGCUUGUUGCUCAGGCGCUUGGUCGAGAUUCACCGACUUGGCGAAUCCUGCACGCCUGCCCGUGCUGUCAGAAUGAGUUGGAGGAGGAUGAUCCUUUGGAGAUCAGAAUGAUGGUGGCGAUGGACGGGAAUGAUUCCUUGAAACGAGUUGAGCGUCACAAGGAUGCCGCCGACGACUCCCUCGCGGAGGUAGCAGGUUCCGGGGUGGUUGAACGAACGGACCCCCGGCAGGCAGGCGGUGACUACUUCAUCUCUCGUGUAUCAGUCGACGAGUGGGCGGAGGAAAACUGGAAGAACGCACCGGUAUUGGUCCCUCAGGAUAGCUUUCGGGACUGGGUUUGGAAGACUGGGAGAUGUGAAGAGAAGUGGCAUAAUGCAUCGGAUAAGAAUACCGGAAAGUCCUGGGCAAAGUUCGAUGAGAACGGAAUCUUUCUGCUCAUUUGUCGGCACGGGCUGGUUCUCUCAUUGUCAGACAUGGUCAAGUCGGGUGAAAAAGCGAAGUACUCCCUAGCUGCCAUAUAUCACUUCCUCGAGGCAGAGAGGCAGCACCGCGUCAGCAAUGGAGAAGAAGCGCCCCCAAAAGGCAAGCUCUGUUUUUCAUACGACGUUGGCUGUACCAAUAGCAAGACAGUACACCGUAGUCCGUUAGCGUCGCUGGCUAAGUAUAUGGGGUACCUCCCUGCUGUUGGGACGAUGCAUGGGUAUGCACACGAACGAGCCUGCCAGCUUAAUUUCCUUCUUCUGUACCAGAGCGGUGCUGGUUUGGAAGAUGGUGAAACCUCCGAGCAGUGCUUCUCAAAGUCAAAUUCUUUGGCCUCCGCUACCCGCCAUGCAAGCAUCUUUCACCGUCGACAGAUGAUUACUGAAUACGCCUACCAUACUGACAACUUCGAGACGUACGGUAACCUCAGCAAAUUCCUCAGGAACCACUAUAUCCAAGCCCUCGAAAUCCUACGAACUGCUCCUUCCCUCAGAAUCCGUAUGCAUGAGGCCGGUAUCAAGGAUGCCCGUGUCAUUUUCCAAUGGAUGAAGGAAGAGGCAGCUUAUCUCCAGAAUCUAUCGAGGGAGCCCCCUAGUGAAACACUCCAGAUGGAAUACUAUGGGAAACUUGUUGCUCUCAAGGAAUGUCAGGCUGUUUUGAAAGAUGCGCGGCAUGCCUGGCUAUCAUAUCGACCGGGUGAACAUGAUCAAACCUUAGCCCUCGAACGUGCCCAACGCCAUGCCCAGGAGAAUGAACGAAAGAUUCUUGCUGACGUUCAUGCCUUGGAAAUGAAGCUUGACGUACGCGUUCGGUGGACGGAGGGCUCCAAACAGUGGGAGGAGGCUGGAUCACUGGUAACGGGUGCCAAGUACCGGAGAGCUCUUGAUAAACUUGAGGGACUAUUAGUCUCUAGAAUAUUCGAGCUCUCCAGGUUGAAUAUCUCAGGUACAGGCUACAAAAUGCGAAAACACCUUGCAAGUGCACUGAAGAAACGGUCAAAGAGCAUUCAGAGUGCCAUUGUUGAGUACAACACCGUUGCUGGUAAGAUGAAGCCAAAGAGACGGCAGGUUGACUGGGAGGAGGUUGUUGAGUAUGCCUUUUUAUCUGAGUUUGAUAUCCUCCGUGACACGCGUGAAGAUAUCCGUGAACGUCCUUGGGCAGUCCCUGCUAAUCGUGUUAUAAUCACUCAAUUCUUCAAGGUUAUUGGAGCUGAGGACGAGCUCUCCCGUGUACAUCAGGAAAUUCGCCGGCUCAUAACCUACAUGCAACGGGAGAGAGAUGAGCUCAUUGCACGGGAACAAGAACUCAUACCAACAAACCCAACGCUUGCACUACAGGUCAGGGAUUUUCGUCGGGAGCGGGGACGGUUCCAUGAAGUCCACAAAAAGCGCCUCCUCUCCAUAACCAAGCUAUCAGGCUUCGACUGGUCUACAAAUGGCAAGUAUUUCUUUCCUGGAACACCAUUGGAACGGUCCAAUUUUACAAAUCUUGCAGUGGGAGCUUCGACGGCUGAUAGAGGGGUUGAAGAGGACAACAACACCGAUGAUGAUGAGGAGGAGGAGGAGGAUGAAGAACUUGUUCUUAGAAUAGAUGCUUUCCUUUCAGUAGCCACAGAUGUCUUAGAGAAGUAG
Molecule: messenger RNA, 2340 nt
Organism: Lentinula edodes (shiitake mushroom)
Lineage: Eukaryota; Fungi; Basidiomycota; Agaricomycetes; Agaricales; Omphalotaceae
Exons: 3
Coding region: 1-2340 (779 amino acids)
Source: RefSeq, a predicted model, not a curated record